CAGCCGUCUGUCAUAUAAAUCGGCUGUGGCGAGUCUGAGCUGCUCGCGCACAAAUACACACGCUCGUGGACAGGUGUGCGUCCCCAGUGUACUUUCUUUCUUUCUUUUUUUUUUUAAUCUUUGCAUUGUCGCCAUGUUGUGGACGGUUAGCACGGUCGUUAGGAAAUUUUCCACAUCCUCCGCUCGCUACCAAAAUAAGCUGAGGCUGGCGCUGAUUGGCCAGAGCUUGUUUGGACAGGAAGUGUACACCAGCCUCCGGAAGCAGGGUCAUAAGGUGGUGGGCGUGUUUACUGUCCCGGAUAAAGAUGGCAAGGCAGACCCGCUGGCUGUGGCAGCGGAAAAAGAUGGCACGCCAGUGUUUAAGUUCCCGCGCUGGCGUGUGAAGGGGAAACCAAUCUCGGAGGUGGUGGAUGCCUACAAGGCCGUGGGCGCUGAGCUCAACGUCAUGCCCUUCUGCUCUCAGUUCAUCCCCAUGAAUGUGAUUGACUAUCCCAAACAUGGCUCCAUCAUCUACCACCCAUCUCUCCUGCCCAGACACAGAGGAGCUUCUGCCAUCAACUGGACUCUGAUUGAGGGGGAUACAAAAGCUGGUUUCUCUAUAUUCUGGGCUGAUGAUGGUUUGGACACUGGUCCCAUCCUGCUGCAGAAGGAAUGUCCUGUGGAACCCAAUGACACUGUGGACACACUGUACAACCGCUUCCUCUUCCCAGAGGGAAUCAAAGCUAUGGUGGAGGCAGUCCAGCUUAUUGCAGACGGCAAAGCUCCCAGGAUUCCACAGCCCGAGGAGGGAGCAAGCUACGAAGGCAUCCAGAAGAAAUCCAAUGCCAAGGUGAACAUGGCUCAGCCUGCUAAUGUUAUUCAUAACUGGAUACGUGGCCAUGAUAAAGUUCCUGGAGCCUGGGCUGUCAUUGAUGGACAGCCAGUGACGCUGUACGGAUCAUCGAUGCUGAGUGGACCAGUACCUUCAGGUCAGCCCCUGGAUGUAGAGGAUGCGUCUCAGCCCGGACUCAUCACCAGCUCAGGCCUUGUGCUGUUCGGCUCUGAUGGAAAAGCGCUCCAGGUGAAAAGUCUGCAGUUUGAAGAUGGAAAGAUGAUUCCAGCUGCCAAGUACUUCUCCUCAGGAGAUACCAGCAGAGUAGAGCUCACUGAGGAGGAGAAGAAGAUGGCAGAGGACAUAAAGGUGAUCUGGAAGGGUAUUUUGAGCAACGUGGCAGUAAUUGAAGACACAACCGACUUCUUUAAGUCUGGGGCUGCAUCUAUGGAUGUGGUCAGACUGGUGGAGGAGAUCAAGCAGAAGUGUGGAGGCGUACAGCUGCAGAAUGAAGAUGUCUACAUGGCUACUUCCUUCCAGGAGUUUAUCCAGAUGUUUGUACGGCGUCUGAGGGGGGAGGACCAGGAGGAAGAGCUGGUCAUCAAUUACGCAACAAAAGACAUCAAUGGCAUGACGCUGAAGAUGCCCUACCAGUGCUUCAUCAAUGGGCAGUUUGAGGAUGCAGAGAAUGGAAAGACUUACAACACCGUCAACCCCACCGAUGGUUCUGUGAUCUGUAAGGUGGCAUUUGCCUCUGUUGCUGAUGUAGACAGAGCAGUGGCUGCAGCUAAAGAGGCGUUUGAGGCAGGUCCAUGGGGCAAGAUGAACCCUCGUGACCGCGGCAGGCUGCUCUACAAGCUGGCUGAUCUUAUGGAGGAGCAUCAGGAAGAGCUGGCCACUAUUGAGGCCAUUGACUCAGGGGCUGUGUACACGCUUGCACUAAAGACUCAUGUAGGCAUGUCCAUUCAAACCUUCAGAUACUUCGCUGGCUGGUGUGACAAGAUCCAUGGCACAACAAUACCCAUCAACCAGGCCCGACCCAACCGCAACCUGACUUUCACUAAGAAAGAACCUCUAGGGGUGUGUGCCAUUGUGAUUCCAUGGAAUUACCCUCUUAUGAUGCUGGCCUGGAAGAGCGCAGCUUGUUUGGCAGCUGGAAACACACUCAUCCUAAAACCUGCACAGGUGACUCCUCUGACAGCGCUGAAGUUUGCUGAGCUGGCCGUUAAAGCAGGCAUUCCUAAAGGCGUCAUCAAUAUCAUACCAGGAUCAGGUGGUAUGGUUGGACAGAGGUUGUCUGAUCACCCUGAUAUCCGUAAGCUGGGCUUCACUGGAUCCACCCCCAUUGGCAAACAAAUCAUGAAAAGCUGUGCAGUCAGCAACUUGAAGAAGGUCUCUCUGGAGCUGGGUGGCAAAUCCCCUCUCAUUAUCUUUAGUGACUGUGACAUUGACAAGGCCGUGAGGAUGGGUAUGAGCUCUGUUUUCUUCAACAAGGGAGAGAACUGCAUUGCUGCAGGCAGACUGUUUGUUGAAGAGUCUAUUCAUGAUGAGUUCAUUCAACGAGUGGUUGAGGAGAUUAAAAAAAUGAAGAUUGGAGAUCCUCUGGAUCGCUCUACAGAUCACGGCCCCCAGAACCACAAGGCGCACCUUGACAAGUUGCUGGAGUACUGUGAGAUCGGUGUGAAGGAGGGCGCCACGCUCAUUUACGGGGGAAAACAAGUGGACAGACCUGGAUUUUUCAUGGAGCCUACAGUCUUCACGGACGUAGAGGAUCACAUGUUCCUCGCUAAAGAGGAAUCAUUUGGCCCAGUCAUGGUGGUGUCUAAAUUUAAAGAUGGUGAUGUAGAUGGAGUAUUAAGCAGAGCGAACGACACAGAGUUUGGCCUGGCGUCUGGAGUCUUCACACGCGACAUAAACAAAGCCAUGUACGUGAGUGAGAGGCUGGAAGCUGGAACUGUUUUCGUCAACACCUACAACAAGACGGAUGUGGCCGCGCCUUUCGGCGGAUUCAAGCAGUCCGGCUUUGGGAAGGAUCUUGGUGAGGAAGCCCUUCAUGAAUAUCUCCGAACUAAAGCAGUGACAGUGGAGUACUGAGAGAAAACAUUACCUGCUGGACUUUGUGCUGGAUCACCAGGCAGUGGAUAGGAACGCAGGUCUCAUGCUUCAUCUACCAUCUUGCUUGGGUUUUGGAUUGAUAAGGGCGUUUAAAAAAGCACUCUCUGCCACAACUCUAAUUUUUGUGCCUACAAUAUUUGUCAAUUUGCUUCAGGAAAAUGCCAAGACAGCUCAGUAUGCAACAAAUGGAUCCAAGGACAUAGUAGAAAUAGUAGCUUGGGAAAAACAUGGAUCAGUAUGGCUUCUGAAGAUGCAGUUGAUCAACACGACACUGCCAGUAUCCAGCUGAUUCAACAUCAGAAGGAGAAUACACUUUAGCUUUUAUUUUAUUUAUUUUAUUUUGGAAGAUUUCUGUUUCUUACCUAAAUCCACACACAGUAUCUGGUUUAUUUAAAGUAUUUUGUCUUAAGAUAUUCCGAAGCUAUUUUACGUCACUAUCACAUUUUAAAAUGGAAUAUUUCUACCUCACCGAGCUAGGCUUUUAAUAAUCAUGCCACCUCCAGAAAUCCUCUUUUAAAUUAAUAUACAUGUAAAUAUUUUAUAGAGAAUGAAACAAAUGAUCCUUCUUUAUAUUUUUAACUUUGCAUUCCAGACAGGAAGUACAUCAUGUUUUGAAUCUGUAAAUAUGAUGGUCUGAAAAAUGUAAGGAUUCUGAGAGGUGUAUAUGAAAGAAAACUGUGGAACUUUGUGAUGUCUUAUUGGGCAUCCUUCUCUUUGGGCUGGAGUUAAUGGAAAGAGAUUAAACCCAGUUCUUUACUGCAAGAUAUUUUCUAGGAAGUGUUCCAGUUUGAUGGAGUGAUGUAAUCCAGAUCAAGGCUGGAAAUCCUCCAGAUACCAUUUUAGUUAUUAAAUGCACACUCAGCAUUUUAAUCAGGAAAGACUAUGACAGUCUUAAAGGAAAAAUCCACCCGAACAACUUGCAUAAUAACCUUUAUAAUUAUCAUCAUCAUCUUCAAUGGAUUUAUUUUGUAAUGAAAUUCUGCAUUGACUUUUUUUUCAUGCUGGUCUAUUUUCAUUUUCAUACAUUACCCACAAUGCCAGUUAAGUACCCACUGAUAGUGGUGCAAGUGGGAUUUAGCCCUCACUUCAUCUCUACCUAAAGAGAGUGAUGCAGCGGCACUUUAUACUUUAGUCUAUCUGGCUCUCUCACCUCUUCAUCUGUACACUCUGCUAAAACAGAUCAGCUUCCAAAGGUUCAACUUUCAUGCUAAUACCACAGUCAACACUACAACAUUAUGUUUGAGAUGUUCCAAUUAAGUGCCAUUGUAACUGUGAAAGCAGUGCCCUCUAUAACAUCAGCACACAACCUACCUUCUCAUAGAAAAGAAGAAGAAAUGCAGCAUCAACCAAAAUAUUAGCGUACUUAAUGUGUUUCAGGCUGGUGUUUUCCUUUAUGGCACCAUUACGAAAUGUUCUUAAUAUUACAUCAACUGCUUAUACAUCACACCAACAGAAUGUUUGCUAGUAUUUAUUUAUAUUGAUGCGUUGCAGUGUGUCAAAUACCUAAAAAUCUAAUAGGCAACUUUUAAAAUCAACACUAUCUUCAGUAUGAGCUGUGCAUUAUGUGAGGAAAGACAGUAUUCAUAUUGCCUAGCAGCUACUGUACAGCAACAGUAUUAAAUCCAUUUCUGUCAACAAUAAACUGAAUACGGAUCACCA
Messenger RNA from Pangasianodon hypophthalmus (striped catfish), 4585 nucleotides. It is a transcript of the gene aldh1l2, whose product is annotated as aldehyde dehydrogenase 1 family, member L2. Gene Ontology annotation, biological process: one-carbon metabolic process; 10-formyltetrahydrofolate catabolic process; biosynthetic process. The record is from RefSeq and is a predicted model, not a curated record. The transcript has 23 exons. NCBI's taxonomy places the organism in Eukaryota, Metazoa, Chordata, Actinopteri, Siluriformes, Pangasiidae. Gene Ontology annotation, molecular function: aldehyde dehydrogenase (NAD+) activity; formyltetrahydrofolate dehydrogenase activity. The coding region runs from base 134 to 2905 and encodes 923 amino acids. Gene Ontology annotation, cellular component: cytoplasm.